AUGAAUUCACUUGUUCGAGUAUCAGCUGUCCUUACUAAUGGACCUUUCUUAUUGAAUCUUGAUUGUGAUCAUUACAUAAACAACAGCAAGGCCUUGAGGGAAGCCAUGAUUGGAAAAGAGUACAACAAAGGCUGGCUUUGUAUCAAGGAGUCUGUCCUAUUUACAUGCAAUUCUCUGAGGAUUCUGAAUAGACAUUCACAAAAGCCUUGUUGCAGAAGAAUGGGAUGGUUAAAGAAGGAGAAGAAGUAA
This is a messenger RNA of Lathyrus sativus (Indian pea), 249 nucleotides long. The record is from the annotation of a GenBank genome assembly. NCBI's taxonomy places the organism in Eukaryota, Viridiplantae, Streptophyta, Magnoliopsida, Fabales, Fabaceae.